Molecule: messenger RNA, 1996 nt
Organism: Hylaeus volcanicus
Lineage: Eukaryota; Metazoa; Arthropoda; Insecta; Hymenoptera; Colletidae
Gene: Caf1-55
Product: chromatin assembly factor 1 p55 subunit
Exons: 5
Coding region: 145-1425 (426 amino acids)
Biological process (GO): regulation of gene expression
Cellular component (GO): ESC/E(Z) complex; NuRD complex; nucleus
Molecular function (GO): histone binding
Source: RefSeq, a predicted model, not a curated record
GCGUAUACUUAAGGCAUUUUAGCAAAUACGUUUGCCAACGUUUGCAUUUUUGAUGAAUUCCGGCUAGACUUCGCGGCUUUUUGGCGGGUUUAAGAUUUCGUCGGUAUUUUACGUGUUACGUUAGAAAUUUAACAAAACGUGAGGAUGGGAGAUAAAGACGAAACAUUUGACGAUGCUGUGGAGGAACGAGUUAUCAAUGAAGAAUAUAAAAUAUGGAAAAAAAAUACUCCCUUUUUGUAUGAUCUAGUGAUGACACAUGCUUUAGAAUGGCCAUCUUUAACUGCUCAGUGGUUGCCUGACGUAACCAGACCAGAGGGAAAAGAUUACUCUGUACACCGACUUAUUCUGGGUACACAUACAUCGGAUGAACAGAAUCAUUUACUUAUUGCUAGUGUUCAAUUGCCAAAUGAGGAUGCUCAAUUUGACGCGUCUCACUAUGAUAAUGAGAAGGGUGAGUUUGGAGGAUUCGGUUCUGUUAGUGGAAAAAUAGAGAUUGAAAUAAAGAUAAAUCACGAGGGAGAAGUAAACAGGGCACGAUACAUGCCACAAAAUCCUUGUGUCAUAGCAACUAAAACACCAUCUAGUGAUGUUCUUGUUUUUGACUAUACAAAACAUCCCAGUAAACCAGAUCCAAAUGGCGAAUGUCAGCCUGAUCUAAGAUUAAGAGGACAUCAAAAGGAAGGUUACGGCCUCUCGUGGAAUCCAAAUCUCAAUGGGUACUUGCUCAGUGCAUCCGAUGAUCAUACCAUCUGUUUGUGGGAUAUUAAUGCACCACCUAAGGAAAAUCGUGUUAUAGAUGCGAAAACGAUCUUUACCGGGCACACGGCUGUUGUUGAAGAUGUAGCUUGGCAUCUGUUGCAUGAAUCCUUAUUCGGAUCUGUCGCGGAUGAUCAAAAAUUAAUGAUUUGGGACACGAGGUGUAACAAUACUAGCAAGCCAAGUCACACGGUCGACGCUCACACUGCUGAAGUUAAUUGUUUAAGUUUCAAUCCCUACUCUGAAUUUAUCCUUGCGACCGGUAGUGCUGAUAAAACGGUAGCGCUCUGGGAUUUGAGGAACCUUAAGCUAAAACUGCAUUCUUUUGAAUCUCAUAAAGACGAGAUCUUCCAAGUCCAGUGGUCGCCGCAUAACGAAACGAUAUUAGCCAGUAGCGGUACAGACAGGCGUCUACAUGUGUGGGAUCUUAGUAAAAUUGGCGAGGAACAGUCCAGCGAGGAUGCUGAAGAUGGUCCACCUGAGUUACUGUUCAUACAUGGCGGCCACACUGCGAAGAUCAGUGACUUUUCAUGGAAUCCGAACGAACCAUGGGUCAAAUGUUCAGUGUCAGAGGACAAUAUAAUGCAAGUGUGGCAAAUGGCAGAAAACAUUUACAACGACGAAGAACCGGAUACGCCAGCCAGCGAACUAGAAGCCGGUGCUUCAUAAACCGUGAGAUAUAAUAAAGAAUUAAAUUAUUUGAUAUUGACAUUUUCUACCAACAUAAACGCGUCCGUGCGCUAAAUCAACGAUCCGAUCUAGUAUAAGGAAGACGUUAAAUCGAAAAGAUCAUCAAGAAGCAAUAAUGCCUAUUUUUACUACCAAUCUGAAAGUCCAUUUGGCAAGUUAUAUACACAUUUCCACGAUCGAUUAAACGAGCGUCGAAUAUCCGUGUUUAUUGUUUUAAGACUUAAUCGAUGCUUAUACUACUUUGAUCCCUGUAAGGUUAUGAUACACAUUAUGUACAAAACUAUAGGAAAAUCAGUUUUUCCUUGCGUCCUGUGAUGUAAUUUCCUACGUUUGUAUAACCUUACGACCUACGUUGGAUUAAUCCCUACCAAUCGCAACUAUUACUAAGUUUAUUUGAAAAGAAGAAUUUCAUAUGAAGAUAGUUUGGUGAUCGAAAGAUCAAUUUUAUCCGAAUCUAACCUAAUACUGUUCGAUAGUGAAAUGCUACAGUGAGAUAUUAUUUUCUUGUUCAAAAUGAUAACAAAAGAUUGAUAUACACACGCAUCGUCCC